UAUGAGUGUUUAAACACAGGAAGUGUCUGUUUUAGAUGACACAGGACAGCAGUUAUUUUAUUAAUGUGUCAGUAUGGGCUCCAGUGCGCUGCCUCUCAUCCUCUUGCUGAUGUCCCUCAUCCACGCUGGACUCACUCAAGAGAGAUCAAAACCUGUAGUGAAGGUGACGCCAGAUCAGCGUGUGUUCAUAGGAGAGACAGUCACUCUCACAUGUGACAUACAGGGAGGAGGAAACAUUCAGUGGAUAUACUGGUUUAAAGCUGGAUACAAUUACAAUCCAUACAGAACAACAACAACAGCAGAGUUUAGUUUCAGAGCUGAUUAUGUGUAUUACAGUGGUAAAUACAGCUGUAGAGGAGAGAGAUCAGACUCACAGAGAUCAGACAUCAGUGCUGCUGUUACACUGACUGUAUCAGAUUUACCCACAUCUACACUGACUGUGACACCAGACAGUCCUGUAUUCACUGGAGAGACAGUCAAUCUGAAGUGUGUGAUUGAGUCGUACAGUAACUGGACAUAUGAGUGGUACAAAAGCGGGACAUUCCGCAGUGUAAUGUUACAAAUGUCUGAUCGUUACACUGUAAACAGACACACUCUCACUAUCACAGGAGUAAUUACAUCUGAUGAGGGUCAGUACUGGUGUACAGGACACAUAGAUGGAAGAACAGUGUUACCAUAUGCAAGCUCUGCUGUUUCUCUGUUUGUGAAGGGUUUACCAACAUCUACACUGACUGUGACACCAGACAGUCCUGUAUUCACUGGAGAAACAGUCAAUCUGAAGUGUGAGAUUGAGUCUUACAGUAACUGGAGAUGGAGAAAUGGCCUGACAGGUAACCAAAGAUCUGACCAGACAAAUGUCUGGACAGGUGACUGGAGAUAUGACUGGUAUAAAGGCACAAACAGAGUAAUGUUACAGACGUCUGAUCAUUACACUGUAAGCAGACACACUCUCACUAUCAGAGGAGUAAUUACAUCUGAUCAGGGUCAGUACUGGUGUAAAGGACAGAGAGAUGAAAGACCAAAAUCAUCACAGUCAAGCUUUGCUGUUCAUCUCUCUGUGAAAGAUUUACCCACAUCUACACUGACUGUGACACCAGACAGUCCUGUAUUCACUGGAGAGACAGUCAAACUGACAUGUGUGAUUGAGUCUUACAGUAACUGGAGACAGAGAAAUGGCCUGACAUAUGACCCGAGAUAUGACUGGACACCUGACUGGAGAUAUGAGUGGUAUAAAGGCACAGACCGUGUAAUGUUACAGACGUCUGAUCGUUACACUGUAAACAGAGACACUCUCACUAUCAGAGGAGCUACUGAGUUUGAUCAGGGUCACUACUGGUGUAGAGGACAGAGAGAUAAAAGACCAUCAUCCUCACAAUCAAGCUCUGCUGUUUCUUUCACUGUGAUGGGUUUACCCACAUCUAACAUGACUGUGACACCACAGACUGUAUUCACUGAAGAGACAGUCAAUCUGACAUGUGUGAUUGAGUCUUACAGUAACUGGAGAUAUGAGUGGUAUAAAGGCACAAACAACAGUGUAAUGUUACAGACGUCUGAUCAUUACACUGUAAACAGAGACACUCUCACUAUCAGAGGAGCUACUGAGUCUGAUCAGGAUCAGUACUGGUGUAGAGGACAGAGAGAUGAAAGACCAUCAUCCUCACAGGAGAGUAAACAAAUGUAUCUGUCUGUUCAUGUCUCAGCAUCUUCAUCAUCAUCAUCAUCUCUUCCAGUCAUUGCUGUGGUUGUGUUAUUGAGUGUUUUCCUGUUGAUCUUCAUCUCACUGUUGCUGCUGUGGAGAUACAAGAAGAACAAAGAUCAGCAGCGUAACGUUAACCAGACAUCAGACCCAAAUCAAUCUGCAGAAUUUCAGAUGGAAAACUUUCCUCUACAGUCUGCAGAUUGUGAUCACAUUUAUGAUGCUGUCACGGAAGUGAAUAAGAGACACAAAGAUGAUCCAGAGACAUUUUCAGAGAUCACAUAUUCAGAGGUCACUGUUCAGAAAAAGAUACCUGUCGAUAAAGAUGAUACCACAGCAGAGUCAAAUGAGGUGACAUACUCAGAAGUCAGAACAAAAGUAAAGAAAUGUAAAAGAAAAGGUGCUGAUGCUGGAGUUUGUGAUGCAGUUUAUGCUCAACCUACUAGGAAAAAAGGUCCCUGAGUGCAGUGAAGACAACAGACGACAAAAAGAGAUUCACAGCAGCAGACACAAUAAUUCUUGCACUACUUAAGAAAUGAAUUGAAGUGAACUGAUUUUGCACAAGCUUGACUAAAAAACUUUAGAGAUACAUAUGCAUAUACACUGUACACAUGCAAGCUAACAAAUCAAACUAUAAUAUACAGUAAAACAUUUUACAGGUGAGCACUUAUGUUAAUGAAGUGUGAGAUUUAUAUUUA
Molecule: messenger RNA, 2394 nt
Organism: Labeo rohita (rohu)
Lineage: Eukaryota; Metazoa; Chordata; Actinopteri; Cypriniformes; Cyprinidae
Product: basement membrane-specific heparan sulfate proteoglycan core protein-like
Exons: 14
Coding region: 74-2158 (694 amino acids)
Biological process (GO): cell surface receptor signaling pathway
Molecular function (GO): transmembrane signaling receptor activity
Source: RefSeq, a predicted model, not a curated record